AGUCAAAUUCCCAACUCAAUUCUCUCUCUCCCCUCCCCUUCACGCCUUCCGCCUUCUCUCUCUACCCGCCUCCGCUCCGCUUCCGCUCUUGGUCCCCCCCCCCCCCCCGGGCCCCGCCGCGGCCAUCGCCGCGGGCGCUUAAAAAGCGCGCGCGGGCGCGGCAGCAGCGGCGUCGCCACGGCCCGGGAGCGCUCCUCCACCUCGCCCUGUCGCCUCCGCUUCCCAUCCCUCCCUCCCCGCCUCUCUCCUCGCCGCGGGGCUGGGAGCACGCGCUGUAGCGUCGCGCCGCGCAUUUAAGGCGCCGCUUGGAUCUUGAUCUGCCCGGCGGUCUCAUCCACCACCACCACCACCUCCUCCUUGUCGUCGGCGCCAGCCGGCACCGGUCGCGCGGCGUUCCGCCGAGCUGGCGGCGGGCAGGCGCGCGCCACGCUGCUGUAACUUCGGACGUACGAAGUCUGAAGUUCAGAGGGUGAAGUAAUGGUGGAGCCCUACCAGAUGAACGGCAUACUGAACGGGAUGCCUAAUUUGAGGCAUCCGUCCUCUCCAUCAGAGGUUGAUGAAUUCUGUAAAGCGCUUGGUGGAGACUCACCAAUACACAGUGUGCUAGUUGCCAACAAUGGGAUGGCUGCGGUCAAGUUCAUGCGCAGCAUCCGCACAUGGGCCUUGGAGACCUUUGGGACAGAGAAGGCCAUUCUCUUGGUUGCUAUGGCCACUCCGGAGGACUUGAAGAUUAAUGCUGAGCACAUAAGAAUCGCUGACCAAUUCGUAGAAGUUCCUGGAGGAACGAAUAAUAACAACUAUGCGAAUGUACAGCUUAUAGUGGAGAUAGCAGAGAGAACUCGUGUGUCUGCAGUUUGGCCUGGCUGGGGUCAUGCAUCUGAGAACCCAGAACUUCCAGAUGCUCUUAAUGAAAAGGGAAUAAUUUUUCUUGGGCCACCUUCAGCUGCAAUGGCUGCACUUGGUGAUAAGAUUGGUUCUUCUCUUAUUGCGCAAGCAGCAGGAGUUCCAACUCUUCCAUGGAGCGGAUCACAUGUGAAAGUUCCACCAGAAAGCUGCCAUUCGAUUCCUGAGGAAAUAUAUAAGGAUGCUUGCGUUUCCACUACAGAGGAAGCAGUGGCCAGUUGUCAGGUGGUCGGGUAUCCUGCCAUGAUCAAGGCAUCUUGGGGUGGCGGUGGUAAAGGAAUAAGGAAGGUACAUAACGAUGAUGAGGUAAGGGCACUGUUCAAGCAAGUUCAAGGAGAAGUCCCUGGCUCACCUAUAUUUAUUAUGAAAGUGGCAUCUCAGAGCCGACAUCUGGAGGUUCAGUUGCUCUGUGACAAACAUGGCAAUGUUGCAGCACUACACAGUCGAGAUUGUAGUGUUCAAAGAAGGCACCAAAAGAUUAUAGAGGAGGGGCCAAUCACAGUUGCCGCUCCAGAGACAGUUAAAGAGCUUGAGCAGGCAGCAAGACGGCUCGCUAAGUGUGUGCAAUAUGUUGGUGCUGCUACAGUAGAGUAUCUGUAUAGCAUGGAAACCGGUGAAUACUAUUUCCUGGAGCUUAAUCCACGAUUGCAGGUAGAACAUCCUGUGACUGAAUGGAUAGCUGAAAUAAACUUACCAGCAGCCCAAGUUGCAGUUGGAAUGGGUAUACCCCUGUAUAACAUUCCAGAGAUUAGACGCUUUUACGGAAUGGAUCAUGGGGGUGGUUAUCAUGAUUGGAGGAAAAUAUCAGCUGUUGCGACUAAAUUUGAUUUGGAUAAAGCACAGUCAGUGAAGCCCAAGGGCCAUUGUGUUGCUGUCAGAGUUACUAGUGAGGAUCCUGAUGAUGGGUUUAAGCCUACUAGUGGAAGAGUGGAGGAGCUAAACUUUAAAAGCAAACCAAACGUUUGGGCCUAUUUCUCUGUUAAGUCUGGAGGAGCAAUUCAUGAAUUUUCGGACUCACAGUUCGGUCAUGUUUUUGCAUUUGGGGAAUCUAGAUCUUUGGCCAUAGCCAAUAUGGUUCUUGGGCUGAAAGAGAUUCAGAUCCGUGGAGAGAUUCGCACGAAUGUUGAUUACACAGUGGAUCUUUUGAAUGCAGCAGAAUACCGAGAAAAUAAGAUCCAUACUGGUUGGCUUGACAGCAGAAUAGCUAUGCGGGUUAGAGCAGAGAGGCCCCCAUGGUACCUCUCUGUUGUUGGAGGAGCUCUAUAUGAAGCAUCAAGCAGGAGCUCCAGCGUUAUUACCGACUAUGUAGGUUAUCUCAGCAAAGGUCAGAUACCACCAAAGCACAUCUCACUUGUCAAUUUGACCGUUACUUUAAACAUAGAGGGGAGCAAACACACGGUCGAGACAGUGAGAGGUGGACCCCGCAGCUAUAAACUAAGAAUGAAUGGAUCAGAGAUUGAAGCGGAGAUCCAUUCACUGCGAGACGGUGGACUUUUAAUGCAGUUGGAUGGAAACAGUCAUGUAAUAUAUGCAGAGACAGAGGCUGCUGGUACACGCCUUCUCAUCAAUGGUAGGACAUGCUUAUUACAGAAAGAACACGAUCCUUCAAAGUUGUUGGCUGAUACACCUUGCAAACUUCUUCGGUUCUUGGUUGCGGAUGGCUCUCAUGUGGAUGCUGAUACACCAUAUGCUGAGGUGGAAGUCAUGAAGAUGUGCAUGCCACUAUUACUGCCUGCCUCUGGUGUCAUUCACUUCGUUAUGCCUGAGGGCCAGGCAAUGCAGGCGAAUGACCUAAUAGCAACAUUGGACCUUGAUGACCCAUCUUCUGUGAGGAGAGCUGAACCAUUUCAUGGCUCCUUCCCCAAACUGGGACCUCCUACUGCUAUUUCUGGCAAAGUUCAUCAAAAAUUUGCUGCAAGUGUGAAUUCUACACACAUGAUCCUUGCAGGUUAUGAACAUAAUAUCAAUGAGGUUGUACAAGAUUUGCUAAACUGCCUAGACAGCCCUGAGCUCCCUUUUCUACAAUGGCAAGAACUAAUGUCUGUUUUGGCAACACGACUUCCAAAAGAUCUUAGGAAUGAGUUGGAUGGUAAGUACAAGGAGUAUGAAUUGAAUCCCGACUUCCGCAAGAGCAAGGAUUUCCCUGCAAAGUUGUUGAGGGGGGUUAUGGAGGCGAAUCUUGCAUACUGUUCGGAGAAAGAUAGGGUUACUAAUGAGAGGCUUGUGGAACCACUUAUGAGCCUGGUCAAGUCAUAUGAGGGUGGAAGAGAAAGCCAUGCUCGUGUUGUUGUCAAAUCUCUGUUUGAGGAGUAUCUGUCUGUUGAAGAACUCUUCAAUGAUAACCUUCAGUCUGAUGUUAUUGAGCGUCUACGUCUUCAACAUGCAAAAGACCUUGAGAAGGUUGUGCACAUUGUGUUCUCGCACCAGGGUGUGAGAAACAAAAACAAAUUAAUACUACGGCUUAUGGAAGCAUUAGUAUAUCCAAACCCAUCUGCUUACAGGGAUCAGUUGAUUCGCUUCUCAGCCUUGAACCAUACAUCAUAUUCUGAGCUGGCACUCAAAGCAAGCCAACUUCUUGAGCACACUAAAUUGAGUGAGCUUCGCACAAGCAUAGCAAGAAGCCUUUCAGAGCUGGAGAUGUUCACUGAGGAAGGAGAGCGGGUGUCAACACCUAGAAGAAAGAUGGCGAUAAAUGAGAGGAUGGAAGAUUUAGUAUGUGCUCCACUGGCAGUUGAAGAUGCUCUUGUGGCUUUGUUUGAUCAUAGCGAUCCUACUCUUCAGCGGAGGGUGGUUGAGACAUAUAUUCGUAGAUUGUAUCAGCCCUAUCUUGUAAGUGGAAGUAUCCGAAUGCAAUGGCACCGAGCUGGCCUAAUUGCUCUAUGGGAGUUCUCUGAAGAGCAUCUUAAGCAAAGAAAUGGGCAAGAUGUGCUCCUACGGCAAGUAGAGAGUCCCAUUGAGAAGAGAUGGGGUGUCAUGGUUGUAAUCAAGUCUCUCCAAUUUCUAGCAACUGCAAUUGAUUCUGCAUUGAAGGAGACUUCACAGUAUAGAGCAGGUGUUGGAAGUGUCUCGAAUGGUACCCAUGUAAAUUCUAAUCAAAGCAAUAUGCUGCAUAUUGCUUUGGUUGGUAUCAAUAAUCAGAUGAGUACUCUCCAAGACAGUGGCGAUGAGGAUCAAGCACAAGAAAGGAUCAACAAACUAUCCAAAAUUUUGAAGGAUAACACUAUUACAUCACAUCUUAAUGGUGCUGGUGUUAAGGUUGUCAGUUGCAUUAUCCAACGAGAUGAAGGGCGUCCGCCAAUGCGACACUCUUUCCAAUGGUCUGUUGACAAGCUUUAUUACGAGGAGGAUCCAAUGCUCCGCCAUGUGGAACCACCAUUGUCUAUAUUCCUUGAGCUGGUAUGUAGCUACAUUCAUUAUUCACAUAUUAUUUUAAUCUUCUCUUCAACUAUAACUGUAUUUCUCAAUAAAAUUCUUCAAAUACAGGACAAAGUAAAUUUGGAAGGUUACACUGAAGUAAAAUACACCCCAUCACGUGACCGACAGUGGCAUAUUUAUACACUUACAAAGAACAAGAAAGAUCAAAGAUUAAACGACCAGAGGAUGUUCCUUCGUACCAUAGUCAGACAACCAAGCGCAACAAAUGGUUUCCUGUCAGGAAGUAUUGACAAUGAAGUAGGCCGCACUCAAGCUUCAUCAUCAUUCACAUCAAACAGCAUUCUCAGAUCAUUGAUGGGAGCACUAGAAGAAAUAGAGCUACAUGCUCAUAGUGAGACUGUGAGAUCGGGCCAUUCACACAUGUAUCUGUGCUUACUGAGAGAACAACAAUUGCAAGAACUUAUUCCAUUUUCAAGGAUGGCUGAUGAAGUUGAUCAGGAAGAAGCAACUGCAUGCACACUUUUGAAGCAUAUGGCGUUGAAUUUAUAUGAGCAUGUUGGGGUCAGGAUGCAUCGUCUUUCUGUGUGCCAGUGGGAAGUGAAGCUCUGGUUGGUUUGUGAUGGGCAAGCUAGUGGUGCUUGGAGAGUUGUUGUUACGAAUGUUACUGGUCACACUUGCACUGUUGAUAUUUACCGAGAAGUGGAGGACCCCAGUACACAUCAGCUUAUCUACCACUCUGCCACAGCCACGGCUGGCCCUCUGCAUGGCGUUGCAUUGAAUGAACCGUACAAGCCUUUGGAUGCUAUUGACCUUAAACGUUAUGCUGCUAGGAAAAACGAAACUACAUACUGCUAUGAUUUCCCCUUGGCAUUUGAAACAGCGCUGAAGAGGUCAUGGAAAUCAAGUAAUUAUGGUGUUACUGAAUCUAAUGACCAUAAUCAACUUUAUGCUGAAGUGAAAGAGCUUAUAUUUGCUGAUUCAGAUGGAGCGUGGGGUACUCCAUUGAUUUCAGUUGAACGCCCCCCAGGCAUCAAUGAUAUUGGCAUUGUUGCUUGGAACAUGAAGCUGUCCACACCUGAAUUCCCAAGUGGUCGGGAGAUUAUAGUUGUUGCAAAUGAUGUGACAUUUAAAGCUGGGUCCUUUGGUCCAAGAGAAGAUGCAUUUUUUGAUGCAGUUACCAACCUGGCUUGUGAGAGGAAACUUCCUCUUAUCUACCUGGCAGCAACUGCUGGUGCCAGGCUUGGUGUAGCAGAGGAAGUCAAGGCAUGCUUCCAUGUCGGCUGGUCUGAUGAUGAAAGCCCUGAACGUGGUUUUCACUACAUUUACCUCACUGAACAAGAUUAUUCACGCCUAAGCUCUUCAGUUAUAGCUCACGAGCUGAAACUAGAAAAUGGAGAAACCAGAUGGGUGGUUGAUACCAUUGUUGGGAAAGAGGAUGGACUUGGUUGUGAGAAUCUCCAUGGAAGUGGUGCAAUUGCCAGCGCGUAUUCUAAGGCAUACAAAGAAACCUUCACCCUGACAUUUGUGACUGGAAGAGCUGUUGGCAUUGGAGCCUAUCUGGCUCGUUUAGGUAUGCGGUGCAUACAACGUCUUGAUCAACCAAUUAUUCUGACUGGGUUUUCUGCACUGAACAAGCUUCUGGGACGGGAGGUAUACAGUUCUCAUAUGCAAUUGGGUGGCCCCAAAAUCAUGGCUACAAAUGGUGUUGUCCACCAGACCGUGUCAGAUGAUCUUGAAGGUGUUUCUGCUAUACUGAAAUGGCUCAGUUAUGUUCCUCCAUAUGUUGGUGGUCCCCUUCCUAUUAUGAAACCCCUGGACCCACCAGAAAGACCUGUAACAUACUUCCCUGAAAAUUCUUGUGAUGCUCAUGCAGCCAUAUGUGGCAUUCAGGAUGGUGAAGGCAACUGGUUGGGUGGCAUGUUUGACAGGGAAAGCUUCGUGGAAACAUUGGAAGGCUGGGCAAAAACAGUUAUCACUGGAAGAGCAAAACUUGGUGGAAUACCAGUUGGUGUCAUAGCUGUGGAAACCCAGACGGUGAUGCAAGUCAUCCCUGCUGAUCCAGGGCAGGUUGAUUCUGCUGAGCGUGUAGUCCCUCAAGCAGGACAGGUGUGGUUCCCUGAUUCUGCCACCAAAACAGCUCAGGCAUUACUGGAUUUCAACCGUGAGGAGCUUCCAUUGUUCAUCCUUGCAAAUUGGAGAGGUUUCUCUGGUGGGCAAAGGGAUCUGUUUGAAGGGAUCCUUCAGGCUGGUUCAACAAUUGUUGAGAAUCUGAGGACAUACAAGCAGCCUGCUUUUGUAUAUAUUCCAAUGGGUGGAGAGCUGCGGGGAGGGGCCUGGGUUGUGGUGGACAGCAAGAUCAAUCCGGACCACAUUGAGAUGUAUGCCGAGAGGACUGCGAAAGGGAACGUCCUUGAGCCAGAAGGAUUGGUGGAGAUCAAAUUCAGACCAAAGGAACUGGAAGAUUGCAUGCUAAGGCUUGACCCAGAAUUGAUUGGCCUGAAUGCUAGGCUGAAAGAGAUGAAGAAACAAAAUGCCAGCAACUCAGAAAUGGAGACUAUCCGGAGGAGUAUGACUGUUCGUAUGAAGCACCUGAUGCCUGUAUAUACUCAGGUUGCCACACGGUUUGCUGAGUUGCAUGACACCUCCGCUAGAAUGGCUGCCAAAGGCGUGAUUGGUAAGGUUGUUGAUUGGGAGGAGUCUCGGGCCUUCUUCUAUGGGAGAUUGCGAAGGAGAGUUGCUGAGGAUGCCCUUGCCAAAGAAGUUAAAGAAGCUGCUGGUGAGCAGCUGUCCCACAAAUCAGCAUUGGAGUCUAUCAAGAAAUGGUAUCUAGCGUCCAAGGAAAGUGAAGGAGAUAGUGACAAGUGGAACGAGGAUGAAUCUUUCUUCGCUUGGAAGGAUGAUCCCAAGAACUACGAGAACUAUCUUGAGGAGUUAAAGGCUGAAAGAGUAUCCAAAUGGUUCUCGCAUCUUGCUGAAAGUUCAGAUGUGAAAGCCCUACCGAACGGUCUUUCACUGCUCCUUAACAAGAUGAAUCCUUCGAAGAGGGAGCAGGUCAUCGAUGGGCUCAGGCAGCUUCUUGGUUGAUUGGUGGCUGUCUUCGCAUCCCAACCAAAUAAUGUCCUCAUUUUUUGCACAUCAGCACUCGGCGGUGGCAUCUCAUGCCUAAAUUGUGUCUGCUCUGCUGGAUGUUUGAUUUGGGUUCUUGCUAGAGCGGAGUGAAGCAUGAAAUCGACCUUAGGUGGGCACGAGUUUUUCUGUAUGUAGUCAUGUAUUUAGUUGUUUUAACCUUGUAAUUAGUUGUGUGGCCUUUCUCAAAGGCGAUGUCAUACGGAUACAAUGGAAAGCAUGAUCAAGUAAUUAUUUAUUUUUGAACCCAAAUAAUAUAUGAUUUCUCAUCUGUAAGCUUGGUGUUUGCAAAAUAAUUGAGAUGGUCUGCCUCUA
Messenger RNA from Panicum virgatum (switchgrass), 7719 nucleotides. RefSeq names its product acetyl-CoA carboxylase 1. Gene Ontology annotation, biological process: fatty acid biosynthetic process. The transcript is spliced from 31 exons. Gene Ontology annotation, molecular function: acetyl-CoA carboxylase activity; metal ion binding; ATP binding. The record is from RefSeq and is a predicted model, not a curated record. The coding region runs from base 478 to 7362 and encodes 2294 amino acids. Lineage: Eukaryota; Viridiplantae; Streptophyta; Magnoliopsida; Poales; Poaceae.